This is a messenger RNA of Osmerus eperlanus (European smelt), 3434 nucleotides long. RefSeq names its product family with sequence similarity 89 member A (gene fam89a). Bases 209 to 742 code for a protein of 177 amino acids. Lineage: Eukaryota; Metazoa; Chordata; Actinopteri; Osmeriformes; Osmeridae. The record is from RefSeq and is a predicted model, not a curated record. The transcript has 2 exons.
AGCCUGGAACUAAAGAGACAGGAAGUGCAAGUCAGCUCGAGCCCGUGAGGGGGAUUACUGCGUUUCGGUCAGCAAAGAAUAUCGACUGUUGCAUGGUACUCGAUAGAAAAACGCAUUUCUUUAACGAAUGUUGUAAUUUAAAUCGACGCCAAGUUACUCUUAACGUCUCCAACAUUUGGUGUUGCUUUUGCUCUACAAAGACACCACGAUGAACGGGAAAUCUGCGAACGGUACUGCGGGCGGAACACUGGCCUGUAUCGAGGGGCUACCCCCACUGCCGAAGAGCCUGAGCGGUCUGCUUAACUCAAGCGGCGGGUCUUGGAGAGACAUGGAGAGGAUGUACGCGAAGAAGACCAUGAUCCAAGACGACCUGAGCCGAGGGCGAAAUAACGCAGAUAAUUUGCUGGCAAACAAACCGGCCAACCUCGAUGCGGCUUUGGCUCUCCUACGGAAAGAAAUGGUGGGUUUGCGGCAGCAGGACAUGUCGUUGCUGUGCCAGCUUUGGUCCCUGCACGAGUCCAUCCAGGAAUACAAAGGCAGCUGUCAUGACCUAAGUGCCGGCGCCGGUGGCCUGGAUAACGGCUACUUCGACGAGGAGGACGAGUACUACCAGGAGGCCUCUGGGACCACCCCUACGGAGGCCCUGCCCCCGGGGGAGGGCCCCGAGACGGAGGGUUUGAGUCCCAAGAACGGGACCAGCAAGGACAGCUGGCUGCAGGACUCCUUCCAUGUGACUAUUUGAGAGAUGGAGAGAUGGAGGGAGGGAAGGGGGGAUGUGGUGGAGAAGGGAGUAAGACAUGAGGGAGGUUUAAGAGAGAGGAAAGGUCUCUGGUUGGAGUUUUGAAGGCCUUCCUCUCAUGGCGGUCUCUCUCUCUGGGUCUUUCUCCUCAGAGAAGGCAGGAGGUGGCCUGUUAUAUCCUACCUCGACCACCUCCCCUGAGGCCUUUAGAAGGAGAAGAUAUGGAAGCUACCUAUCUACCUUCCACCUGACUAGAGAGACUGAAAGGAGCUGAGCUGUGGACCUCCAGACUUCGACAGCUCCACACCUAUAGAGGCAAUAUGCUCUUUAUAAAGAGCUCCGCUGCAGUACAUGCUGGCUUAUAUAACCCCCCCCCCCCCCUUUUUUUUGUUCUUUUUCGGCAAACCUUUUCAUAUAAAGAUAUAAACAAAGGUUGAUUAUUUAUUAUAUUAUAAAAAUGAAAAAUGUUAUAUCUCGUGUAUUUACUUGGAUGAACUUUAGAGUUUUUUUUUGUAUGGCUUGGUGGAAAGAGGCUGCCAGUUUUGGUCCAGCCUUGAACAGGGUUGAGAUGGAGGGGGACCUCCAGUUGCUCAUCCAUACAAGAAGAUGUCAGCUAGCAAGAAGUUAUGGGGAUCUCCAUCUCCAGGGUUAGAAGUGGUUUGCGGUUGCCUUUUGUAUCGGCCAGAGACAAAAGCGCGGGAAGAAAUGUGAUUUACAAAUACUGGAAACAUUCUUACAUCUGGAACAAGUUUCAAGACCACGAGAAGCGCACAUAUCUGACCCAGCACCAGACUGUUACCCCCCCCCCCCUCCCCCCCAAGGCCCCCGAGCUUUGCUUCUCCACCCAUGGUGAUGCCAUCUCAGACACAGGUAGCCUAGCCACCUUGUUAUACCACAGAUGACAUGACGUUGGUCCAGCAAUGUUGUUAAUUUUGGACGCGGUUUCUCUGUGGGGAAAACAACGAACUUGGUCUCAGGCGGACCUGCGUUUAGGAUGAACUAGCUUAACUUUCAUGGGAUCUUCCUGGUUCUGGGUAACCAACCGGAAACACUCACUCAUGUUGGGGGGGGGGGGGGGGGGGAAUAUUGUCCAAAUCCUUGUAGACAUUUAACAACUUGACACAGGGUACCCUUUCUAACUCCCGUCUAUAUGUUAUUCUCCCAUAUAUGAUCUGUGAUAUUUAUUUUGUUUGUUUGGCAAUGUUUCCAAACAGUCUUCCAUAGUCUUACCCAGAGAGCUUAGGUGACUGCACUUGGCGUCACUACAAGGAGAAUCAACUCCAAUGUUCAUUCUGAAAUUGCAUCCCGAAGGUGAACUUGUGCUUGUGCAUAUCCUGGCAUUUUGUGUGUGGAAAAAAAAACGGUCCAUAUUUUUGGGUGAUUGUGGUACUCGAACCAAAGAGUCAAAAUGACGCACACAUCCUGGUUUAUCGUAUUUGGAUUUCAAGGUGUUUUACCACACAGUGGUGUUGUGGUUUAAAAAGCCUGUAAUGCCAAGUUGUCUUUUUGCCCACCAUCAGCCUAGUUGUUGGCUACUAACACAUGUAUGAUGUGAUGUCUCUAUUGAAGAAUGUUGAACCUUCCAGGGUUAGCCUCAGACAGAGGCUUCUGGGUAGUGUAGUCUGUUAUCUUGACUGUUAAUGCAGUUUGACAAUGGAGCAUGCCUGUAGGCCAGAUGCUGCAAAAAAAACAAAAAAAUCCCAAAUCGAAAUGGAGCACUGAAAGAAAAUGUCUACGGAACCUUGUGUGGUACUCUACAGACAUGUAUACCUCCUUCUGCUUUUGAGUCUUUAGCCUACUGUAGGCAUGCAGGUUAACACACUACAAACACCAGCCCCUCAUUGUGAAAGUCAGUAUUACAGGACACCUGUCAGUCCUAAACCUUUGUCUGUAACACUACACAAAAACGUCCCUCCCAACGCUAAUUGCUAUUAGUGCCUUUAUGCCAUGUGGUCUCAGACCAUUGGCUAUUGCUGUUGUCUCUCUCCAAACCCCAGAGCUUUGGUAGCGUCUGCGACAAGAAAAUAUGGUGCAUCUCGUACAGGAGCUCUCCUGUAAACCCAACUCUGCAAAACGUUUGAUUCCCACCAAAAAGAAACCCCUUAAAAAAAGAGGUUGUUCACCAGCAAAAGAAAGUUCACAUUAUCAGUUAUGUGGAGCAGUCUGAAAUGUACCCCACCACUACCACCUGAGGGCUGGAGUGCAGGGUGUGGCUCUCUGUUCUGACAGGGUUUACCGGUGCAGAAUCAGGAUCUGCAGCCAGGCAGAAGGUCUUGUAGACCUUCGGGAAGUUCCACAUGAAUCAUUCAUGUUGUCAAACUAUUGAAUAUUUGCAUGAGUUCACAUUCUAAAUAAGGAAUCAUCAUCUUGUCCAUCUCCUUGUGGGGGUGGGGGGGGGGGUGCUAACGUGUUUAAAACGGCCAUUAGUGACAUGAGGGUAGUCAAAUACAACUUUGGUUCAUUCCUCCUCCAUUAAGUCAGUGGAUAUGUUUUGAUGUGUUUUAAGUACUUCUGAUUGUUCAUUAGGAUGAGAAUCCAUAAAACCUGCAAGGGGAUUGUUAUUCCGGUCUGUUCCUCAUGUUGAUUUGUUAUUUUUCAGUGAAUGACCAUACUACUGUUAUUGGAAGAUUGUUUUUAUGCUAUGUAAUAGUUACACAAAUUGUGUUAAUAAAUGACGAGUAAUAAAUAUCCUCAG